This is a messenger RNA of Oncorhynchus mykiss (rainbow trout), 904 nucleotides long. NCBI's taxonomy places the organism in Eukaryota, Metazoa, Chordata, Actinopteri, Salmoniformes, Salmonidae. The record is from RefSeq and is a predicted model, not a curated record.
CUUAAAAGACAAUUCAUCUCCAUUACAAGUUGACAUUGGACCAAUACAUUUUGACAUCAUGGCAAGACUCAAGAUCCUAACCUUUACUGUGAUGUUAUUCGUCCCGGCUUGGACUUUGGGUGUGGACUCCAAGAUGGUUCAUCUUCGUCAGCCUGGUCUCAAUUUCUCUGUACCCUUAGACAUGGUCCCUAACUCUGUUGACGACAAGUACAAACACUGCACUGAAAAAAUGUACAAGAAGGUGCAGGAGGAAUAUCUUCCAAAUGAAAACUCCACUGAGGGGAUCUUCAAACAAGCCUGGAUGAAGGCAGAAGGAUGUGCAACUAUUGAGAAAGUGAAGAAACGAUUCCAAAAGGACAAGUCCAAGUACAAUCCUAAAGAACUUACACAUGAUCAUAUCAAGGCUAUCUGUGCUUACUCAGCAGAGGUACCUGAGAUAUACCCAGUGUUCAACCAAGCAGUCCGGACCAGUAGAACAGAGUACACCACCUCCUUCCCCUUCCACUCCCUUCAUUUCCUUCUGACUGACGCCAUUCGCCUCCUGAAACUGAACCAAAAGUCCUGUCACACCACGUAUCGAAGAACCAACAUGGAGUUUGUUAGUAAAGUUAACAAAGUAAUCAGAUUUGGCUUCUUUGCCUCCAGCUCUCUCGACAAGGGAAUUAGUACAAGAUUUGGAGAUAAGUCUUGCUUUGAGAUAAAGACAUGUUUUGGCGCUGACCUGAAGUCCUUCCCCAAACUGGGGAAUCAUGAAAAGGAGGUGUUGAUUCCACCGUAUGAAGUGUUCAGAGUUACUGCCGUGCUGAAGAAAGAGAAUUAUAAAAACCUUUGGUGCAAUGUUGUGUACACACUAAAGAGUAUCCCCAAGCCCCGGAGUAACCUGAAUUGCAAACUGUUUAGGUAA